Sodiomyces alkalinus F11 is the source of this 660-nucleotide messenger RNA. RefSeq names its product SET domain-containing protein. The record is from RefSeq and is a predicted model, not a curated record. Gene Ontology annotation, molecular function: protein binding. NCBI's taxonomy places the organism in Eukaryota, Fungi, Ascomycota, Sordariomycetes, Glomerellales, Plectosphaerellaceae. The transcript has a single exon. The coding region runs from base 86 to 535 and encodes 149 amino acids.
CCGGGAGGUUGAGCUGCUGAACGAACACGGGUUCUCGCACGCCUGGGAAACAGCGGUGCCGACGGCGCGGCAGCAACUGAAGGCCAUGUUCCCUCAGCUACAGCGCGUGCCUAACCUCCUGGUGGGUUACCCAGAGACACAGCAGAUGCUCGAGACGUUUCUCAGGGACCGGGCGUUCAAGGCGAUGAAAGUGGGGUCCACGGGCGCGACAUGCGUCGUGGGCGGCUAUGCCUCCUUUGUCAACCAUGCGUGUCCGGGCGACAUUACUCAGAUCAACGCGAGAGUGAACCCCAUUGCGUCUGUCGCGCCGCGCUUCGUGCUCAAGGCCACGAGGGAUAUUAGGCCCGGCGAGGAGAUAUUCAUCGACUACGGCAAGCCGUUGGGUUUCCGCUGUUGCUGCCGCGUGUGCGAAGACAUCCGGUCAAACAAGUUUGGCGGCCGGCUCAGGCUGUGGAUGAAAUAUCAGUGGGAGAAACAGAGGUGGUGCAGACAGUGGAAGAGAGGCAAAUCGAUGCAGACGGUGUGGAGCUAUUAAUCCGAACGGAAAGAGAGAUGGGAGAGAGAGUGGUGAAGAGCCUCGAGCGUUGACUUUUUAUUAUCCUGUCUUUUUCUUAUUUCCGUGUAGUUUGGGGGUUUCUGUCUUGAUUUUCUUCCCAGCGG